Messenger RNA from Andrographis paniculata, 1044 nucleotides. Its product is annotated as ethylene-responsive transcription factor ERF039. Gene Ontology annotation, molecular function: DNA binding; DNA-binding transcription factor activity. Gene Ontology annotation, biological process: regulation of DNA-templated transcription. Lineage: Eukaryota; Viridiplantae; Streptophyta; Magnoliopsida; Lamiales; Acanthaceae. The record is from RefSeq and is a predicted model, not a curated record. The transcript is spliced from 2 exons. Bases 77 to 790 code for a protein of 237 amino acids.
UUUACACACACAUAGAUACAGAAAUAUACAGCACAGCAGCAUAAUCACAGUCUAUGUUAUUCUUAGCUACCCUUCAAUGGAACCCAAAAUCAUCUUCGAAAUUGUUGCACAAGACCCACUUUUCUCCGCCGCCUCCGCCGCCGCGAACUCCGGCGGAUCAACGUCGCAGGAGAGUUCACAAAGCAGCAGCAGCAAUAAACGCCGGCAGGACUGCUGCUCGGCGCAGAAAAUUCAAGGGCAGAAGUCCGGCAACGAAGAUGCCAACAAGCGGCGGAGGUGCGGCGGCGGCGCCGCCGGCGACAAGCAUCCGAUGUUUCGCGGCGUGCGGCGGCGGAAUUGGGGAAAAUGGGUAUGCGAAAUUCGGGAGCCGAGGAAGAAGUCGAGAAUAUGGCUGGGGACGUAUCCCACCGCCGAGAUGGCGGCGCGUGCCCACGACGUGGCGGCGCUAGCCAUCAAGGGCGAGUCGGCUUACCUCAAUUUCCCUCACUUGGUUCACGACCUCCCCCGACCGGCUUCCACCGCCCCCAAGGACAUUCAAGCCGCCGCCGCUAAAGCCGCCGCCGCCACGUUCCCCGGCGGCUUGCCGGAAUCUUCUUUAUCUUCCAAUUCGGCGGCUCACGAGGACGACACAUUCUUCGACUUGCCGGAUCUGUCCGUCAGCGGCGCCGAUCAUAGCUACGAGUAUUUUUACCACGCGCCGUCGUGGCAGAUCGCCGACGUCGGACUCCGGCUCGAGGAUCCGUUCAUGUCGCCGGACUGCACCUCAUUGACUGAAGCGUCGUUUCUUUAAAGUCGCAUUUUCCGGAAACUGAAGUCGCUGACCGCAAUAACGCUUCUUGGAGGUCCAUGGGAAUCUGCUCCCAGCGCGGGUCCACCUGUGGAUAGAAGGGUGUUGGAUCUCUGCUCCCGGGAGCUCCAAAAAGCACACAGAUUUUUGACUCGAUAGAUAUAUUUUUAUGUAUACUGUUGUUGGAUGCUUUCUUGAAGUUGUUAAUUAGUGCUGUCGUCAAAUUCGACCACUUUUUUUUUUUUUAAAAAAAAUAU